Messenger RNA from Scaptodrosophila lebanonensis, 1558 nucleotides. It is a transcript of the gene Idh3a, whose product is annotated as probable isocitrate dehydrogenase [NAD] subunit alpha, mitochondrial. Gene Ontology annotation, biological process: isocitrate metabolic process; tricarboxylic acid cycle. Lineage: Eukaryota; Metazoa; Arthropoda; Insecta; Diptera; Drosophilidae. Gene Ontology annotation, molecular function: isocitrate dehydrogenase (NAD+) activity; magnesium ion binding; NAD binding. The record is from RefSeq and is a predicted model, not a curated record. The coding region runs from base 31 to 1176 and encodes 381 amino acids. The transcript has 5 exons. Gene Ontology annotation, cellular component: mitochondrion.
UUUAAAGUGAAAAUACGUAAACGCUAAGAAAUGGCUGCUAGAUUCAUAAAUAAAAUUGUAAGAAAAACUGGCGUAAUUGGACAGAUGUUAUGUAUACUACAUAAGUAUUUGUACCGGAACAAUAUAAGUCCUGCCCUCGUCAACACAACCCCUGCUGCUCAUCGCGCUUAUUCGUCUGGUGUCAGAAAAGUAACACUGAUACCUGGUGAUGGCAUUGGUCCCGAAAUCUCUGCAGCCGUGCAAAAGAUUUUCACUGCCGCCAAUGUGCCCAUUGAAUGGGAAACGGUUGAUGUUACUCCUGUCCGUGGCCCCGACGGGAAAUUUGGCAUACCACAGGCAGCCAUAGAUUCAGUUAACACCAAUAAGAUUGGCCUGAAGGGCCCAUUGAUGACGCCUGUUGGUAAGGGACAUCGAUCAUUGAAUCUUGCCUUGCGCAAGGAGUUCAAUUUGUAUGCCAAUGUGCGCCCUUGUCGCAGUCUAGAGGGAUAUAAAACACUGUAUGAUGACGUGGACGUAGUCACAAUUCGUGAAAACACCGAGGGCGAGUACUCUGGCAUUGAGCACGAGAUUGUUGACGGUGUGGUUCAAAGUAUCAAGCUUAUUACGGAGGAGGCGUCUAUGCGAGUCGCUGAGUAUGCCUUCCAGUAUGCUAAAAAUAACAAUCGCAAAAAGGUGACCGUGGUGCACAAGGCGAACAUUAUGCGUAUGUCGGACGGUCUUUUCCUGCGAUGCGCGCGUGACACAGCGCAGAAAUAUCCGGAGAUACAGUUUGAAGAGCGCUACUUGGAUACCGUAUGCCUAAACAUGGUCCAAAAUCCAGGAAAAUACGAUGUUCUUGUGAUGCCCAAUCUGUAUGGUGAUAUUUUAUCAGACAUGUGUGCUGGACUGGUCGGUGGUCUGGGCCUAACGCCAUCAGGCAACAUGGGGCUUAACGGCGCACUUUUUGAGUCUGUGCACGGCACUGCACCAGAUAUCGCUGGCAAGGAUCUAGCCAACCCGACUGCACUACUGCUUUCUGCAGUGAUGAUGUUGCGCCAUAUGGAGCUUAAUGAACAUGCCAAUAACAUUGAACGUGCUGCGUUCGAAACCAUUAAAGAGGGUAAAUACCUCACAGGUGACUUGGGUGGCCGCGCAAAAUGCUCAGAGUUUACGAAUGAGAUCUGCGCAAAGUUGUAAAUGCUUUAUUUUUGCAAGACUAAGAACAGCUAAAUCGAUUGCAAAACCCAGUCACAACAACAAAAUUUGUGUUCGAUAGUGGCCUCUAAAAUGGUAACAACAACAUCGUCAACUCAUUCUGACUAAGAGAAACUCAAUCCCAAAAAUAAGAGAACCAAAUAACAACAGCAAUAGCAGAAACACAACACUCCUAAAAUAGACGCAGAUUUUCAGCUAUUUUUUUGUUUUGUUUACUGUGCGAGCACUUUUCUGUUUAUGAUUCAUAACUCCAAAACAAGCACCCAAAGUAUUUAUGUUGAUGUGCUUUAUUAUUUGUAAAAAAUAGUUUGGCAUAUGCCUUAUUUUUGACAUUGAAUAAUUAUUUCUAUGAUAUAAAAAGUAA